Dromiciops gliroides (monito del monte) is the source of this 362-nucleotide messenger RNA. RefSeq names its product mitochondrial pyruvate carrier 1-like. The coding region runs from base 30 to 359 and encodes 109 amino acids. Gene Ontology annotation, biological process: pyruvate import into mitochondria. Lineage: Eukaryota; Metazoa; Chordata; Mammalia; Microbiotheria; Microbiotheriidae. Gene Ontology annotation, cellular component: mitochondrial inner membrane. The record is from RefSeq and is a predicted model, not a curated record. The transcript has a single exon.
GUUGAGCCCAAGCGGCGGCAGCAGCAGCCAUGGCAGGGGCGCUGGUGCGGAAAGCGGCCGACUAUCUCCGGAGCAAGGAUUUCCGGGACUACUUGAUGAGUACGUACUUUUGGGGACCAGUAGCCAACUGGGGACUCCCAAUUGCAGCCAUCAAUGAUAUGAAGAAAUCUCCAGAGAUCAUUAGUGGAAGAAUGACAUUUGCCCUUUGUUGUUAUUCUUUGACAUUCAUGAGAUUCGCCUACAAGGAACAGCCUCGGAACUGGCUUCUCUUUGCAUGCCACGCCACGAAAGAAGUAGCCCAGCUCAUCCAGGGUGGACGCCUCAUCAAACACCAGAUGACUAAAAAAGCCUCUGCAUAACAA